Messenger RNA from Perkinsus marinus ATCC 50983, 357 nucleotides. Its product is annotated as ribonucleic acid binding protein S1, putative. The record is from RefSeq and is a predicted model, not a curated record. Gene Ontology annotation, cellular component: ASAP complex; cytoplasm; nucleoplasm. The coding region runs from base 1 to 357 and encodes 118 amino acids. The transcript is spliced from 4 exons. Gene Ontology annotation, molecular function: RNA binding. Gene Ontology annotation, biological process: mRNA splicing, via spliceosome. Lineage: Eukaryota; Perkinsozoa; Perkinsida; Perkinsidae.
AUGUUACAUGUAUCCAAUCUCACACGUAAUAUCAAUGAGGAUCAUCUAUAUGAGAUUUUUGGUACUUUUGCUGAAGUUAUUGAUGUUCAUCUUGCUAUAGAUGAUAAAGUUAAUCUCCCUAAAGGAUAUGCUCAUAUUACAUUACCAAAUAAAGAGGCCGCUAAGGAUGCUAUAUAUCAUCUUCAUCAUGCUCAGAUAGAUGGCAAUAUUAUUAAUAUCCGAUUCGCACAUAAGAGUGGUGAGAAUACCAACAAUGUUGUUGUUGUUGAUGCUGCCAUUAGGAGAGGCGUCCGAGAUGAUGAUGACGAUUCAGCCCAUCGACUUCCAUUGGUCGACACUUAUAAGGUUCAGAUAUGA